AUGUCCGUUCAAGCCGCCUGGGACGCGUGCUCCAAAACCGACACCCUCUUCAUCCUCGUCUGCAGCGUCUUCUGCUGGCUCAUCAUCCCUGCGGUCGGCCUGGCGUAUUCCGGCUACUCGACGCGCUUCAACAGCCUGUCAUCCUUCUAUCCCGGCCUAUUAGCAGUCGCCGUGUGCUCCAUCCAAUGGUGGAUGAUCGGAUACUCGCUGGCCUACGGCGACGCCAACAGUGUAUUUGGCGGAUUCAGCAAGAUCUUUCACAUCGGCGUGCUGUCAAACCCAGUCGGCUCGAUCCCCGAGAUCCUGUUCUCCGAGUUCCAGCUGAUCUUCUGCGCGACGGUCUGCGCCAUCGCCAUCGGAGGCGCCUGCGAACGAGGGCGCCUCCUCCCUUUGAUCCCGUUCAUCUUCCUCUGGUGCACAUUCAUCUACGCCCCCCUCGCCCACAUGGUCUGGUCCGAGACCGGCUUCCUCGCCACGCUCGGCACCCUCGACUUCGCCGGCGGAACCCCCGUGCACAUCUGCAGCGGCGCCACAGCGACAGCAAUGAGCGUGUACCUAUCCUACCCUCUCUUCCGAUCUCGACGCUCAGCCUCCCGCACCCCGCAGCACCUCGUCCUCCACAAACCGCACAACUCCCUCUGCCAGCUCCUCGCGCUGAUCAUCAUCUGGAACGCCUGGCUGGUCUUCGACGCGGGGACUACACUGGCACUGAACUUCAAAAGUGUCAUGGCCGCCUGCGUCACGAACCUCUGCGCUGCCUCGGGCGCCCUCACCUGGGCGAGUCUAACCUACUGGGAGACCGGGAAGUGGAGUCUCGACAGCACAUUCCUCGGCGCGAUCGCGGGUCUAGUACUCAUCACGCCGAGCGCGGGGUUCAUCGAUAUGAACACGGCGGUGGGGUUCGGGGUUCUCGGCGCGGUCCUGGGCCGACAGGCGCUGCGGAUCAAGUUCACGAAGAUGGCCGCGCGGUGGCGAUGGGUGGAUAAUGGGGAUACGUUUGCGACGCACUGUCUGGGUGGGUUCGUGGGGACGAUUGUGACGGGGUUGUUUGCGCAGCGCGAGGUCGCGGCGUAUGAUGGCGUCACUGUCAUCGCGGGCGGCUGUGUCUUUGAUGGGAAUUGGAGACAGUUGGGGGUGCAGGUGGUCGAGGCGCUGAUUGGGUUCGUGUGGAGCUUUGGAGGGAGUUAUGUGCUGUAUGCGCUUGUGGAUUGUGUGCCGGGGUGGGAGGUUUUGGCUACGGAUGAGGAGGUGAUUGCCGGCAUGGACGCCUCGCAGAUGGACGAGUCGCUUCAUGCAGCGCAGUGGGCCGGAGAAGAGGAUUACCAUCCCUUCAAACCACUCCAGAUCUAG
Molecule: messenger RNA, 1350 nt
Organism: Aspergillus steynii IBT 23096
Lineage: Eukaryota; Fungi; Ascomycota; Eurotiomycetes; Eurotiales; Aspergillaceae
Product: ammonium transporter
Exons: 3
Coding region: 1-1350 (449 amino acids)
Biological process (GO): ammonium transmembrane transport
Cellular component (GO): plasma membrane
Molecular function (GO): ammonium channel activity
Source: RefSeq, a predicted model, not a curated record